UGGGAUUCUUCGGGGCUUUUUUUCUCUUACUCAGGACAUAUUGAGGAUACAAAAUCAGUUGAGUUUGCUUCUGUUGCAAUUUGUUCAAGGUUGACCCCCAUUUUGGCUUAAAAUCACUGGACUAUAAAUGAGCAACAACGACCACAAUUCACUCCUUCAGUCAGUGAAGCUCCCAUUCACGAGAGUUUAAAUGCUGGGAAAUAUUCCCAACUUCCCACAGGAGAAGAAGAAACAAGCCGGAGGAAUUACUCCAGGAGAAACUACAGACAUAAUUGUAAAGAUUGAGAUUAAGGAAGAACCCUGCAGAAUAAAAGAUGAAGAUACAGAGGAACAAAUAGGAGAAGAAGCAGCAGCAAGCAGGAGGAGUUACUCCAGAAGAAACUACAGACAUACUAUUGUAAAGAUGGAGAUUAAGGAAGAACCCUGCAGAAUAAAAGAUGAAGACACAGAGGAACAAAUAGACCUGAUGGAAGUGAAUGAAGACAAACUGCAUCAGUUUCAAAAAACGGAUCGUUUCACAAAUGAAGAUGGAAAUGCAGUCUUUUCAAAGACUGAAGAGAAUUUCACACAGAAACAAGCUGGAAAAUCUGGAGUCAGAGGAUUGUUAACCUGUUCUGAGUGUGGAAAGAGUUUCAAAUAUAAAUCAACCUUGAACUCACACAUGAAGAUUCAUACAGGAGAAACGCCUUAUACGUGUACUCAGUGUGGAAAGAGUUUCAGAUAUAAAGGACACCUAAAUGAUCACAUGAGAAUUCAUACUGGAGAAAACCCGUUCACAUGCUCUCAAUGUGGAAAGAGUUUCAGUAAGAAUUGUUCUCUCAAAGAUCAUCUGCGCCAUCACUCUGGAUUGAGAUCAUUAAGCUGUGACCAGUGUGAUAAAACUUUUUUUUUUGAAUCAGGCUUAAGAAGACACCUUAAAUGUCAUAGUGGUGUGAAGCCUCACUUUUGUUCUCUAUGUGGAAAGAGUUUUUCACAACUGCACAAUUUAAAAGAGCAUGAGCGUAUUCAUACUGGUGUGAGACCUUAUGUGUGCUUUGACUGUGGAAAGACCUUCACUUCAGCCAGCAACUUAAAAUUACACCAGAGACUUCAUACUGGAGAGAAACCAUACAAGUGUUCACACUGUGAGAAGAGUUUCUCUCAGUCAAGACACCUGAAAGAUCAUGAGAGAGUUCAUACCGGAGAGAAACCGCACCAGUGCUCUUCGUGUGAGAAGAGUUACAGCCAUUUAUAGUCUACAGAAACAUAAGAAAAAUGAUUGCCUGAAGAUGUCUAAGUGAGCAAAGGUCAUAACUUGUAAAUAGGCAAAAGAUGGAAUUACAUAUAGUAAUUUAAUCUAAAAUUAGUUUUGAAGUUUGAUUGUUUGACAAGGGGGAACCGAUUAAAAUGGUUGUGAACUGCAUUGAAAGUGUGUCACGUUUUGUUCU
Messenger RNA from Pimephales promelas (fathead minnow), 1427 nucleotides. The record is from RefSeq and is a predicted model, not a curated record. NCBI's taxonomy places the organism in Eukaryota, Metazoa, Chordata, Actinopteri, Cypriniformes, Leuciscidae.